Messenger RNA from Lathyrus sativus (Indian pea), 1479 nucleotides. The record is from the annotation of a GenBank genome assembly. Lineage: Eukaryota; Viridiplantae; Streptophyta; Magnoliopsida; Fabales; Fabaceae.
AUGUCCGCCGCACCUGUGUCUGCUGGGAAUGGUUCGUUUAAGAAGAAAGCAAUGAAUGCCUCAAACAUUCUUAGAAAUUCUUUGUCAAGAAAGGGCAGGCGGAGCAGCAAGGUCAUGUCUGUUGAAAUUGAGGAUGUUCACGAUGCUGAGGAGUUGAAAGCUGUUGAAGAGUUCCGUGAAGCUCUUAUAGCGGAUGAUCUCCUCCCUGCAAAGCAUGAUGACUAUCAUAUGAUGCUUAGAUUCCUAAAGGCCAGGAAAUUUGAAAUCGAUAAAUCAAAGCUGAUGUGGUCUGAUAUGCUGAAAUGGAGGACGGAAUUUGGUGCUGACACUAUUGGGGAGGAAUUCGAAUUCAAGGAAAUUGAUGAAGUAUUGAAAUAUUAUCCACAAGGACAUCAUGGAGUAGACAAAGAAGGACGACCUGUGUACAUAGAAAGAUUAGGACAAGUCGAUGCUGCCAAGAUGAUGCAAGUCACAACCAUGGAUCGCUAUAUCAAAUACCAUGUAAAGGAGUUUGAGAGGACAUUCGAUGUAAAGUUUGCAGCUUGUUCAAUUGCUGCCAAGAAACACAUCGAUCAAAGUACGACUAUCCUGGAUGUGGAGGGAGUGGGGCUUAAAAGCUUCAACAAACAUGCUAGGGAACUUGUUACUCGCAUUCAGAAGAUUGAUGGUGACAACUAUCCAGAGACCUUGAAUCGCAUGUUCAUCAUCAAUGCAGGUUCUGGAUUUAGAAUACUAUGGAACACCGUAAAAUCCUUCCUUGAUCCCAAGACCACAGCAAAAAUCCAUGUUCUUGGCAACAAGUAUGAUACUAAGUUGCUUGAAGUAAUUGAUGCAAGUGAGUUGCCUGACUUUUUAGGAGGUACAUGUACAUGUGCUGAUCAAGGAGGAUGUAUGCGUUCGGAUAAGGGACCAUGGACUGAUGCAGAUAUAAUGAAGCUGGUUCAGAAUGGUGCUCACAAAUGUUCAAGAAAAUCUGAGUCUAUUGUUGAGGAAGAGAACACAAUUGCUGAGGAGGACCACAAGGAUUCUAAGUUGGAGGAAAAUCUCACCUCAGAGGUUUCUCCAAAUUGUGAAGAGGUCCCUGCUACUGAAGUUUCCAAGCAAGAGGAUUCAACCCCCGUGGAUGAUAAAAAAACUGAUCAGAAAAAAGCUGACCUAAUCUCCACGGAUGAUAAAAAAGCUUCUCAGAAAAAAAUUGACGAGAGUGACGCCAUGGCAACAUCAACAGAGUUUAUGACUGUCAUGAAACGCAUGACUGAGUUGGAACAGAAGAUGACAAACAUUAAUCAUACGCCUGCUUUAAUGCCACCUGAGAAGGAGGAAAUGCUAAAUAAUACUAUUAGUCGAGCGGAUUUAUUAGAAAAACAACUCAUGGACACCAAGAAGGCUUUAGAGGAUUCACUUGCUAAGCAAGAGGAGAUUUCGGCUUAUGUUGAGAGCAAAAAGCAGAAUAAAAGAACAUGUUUUUGUUUAUGGUAA